Messenger RNA from Pleuronectes platessa (European plaice), 10477 nucleotides. RefSeq names its product pecanex-like protein 3. The coding region runs from base 764 to 7621 and encodes 2285 amino acids. The transcript has 36 exons. Gene Ontology annotation, cellular component: membrane. The record is from RefSeq and is a predicted model, not a curated record. Lineage: Eukaryota; Metazoa; Chordata; Actinopteri; Pleuronectiformes; Pleuronectidae.
UAUAAAUAUGUCGCGCUCUCGCUUUAUUGCGCUCCGUGCGUGUGCGCGUGCCAACUAGUUGUUAGCUAGCGCUAGCUGCCCGGUCACAGUGAGCUAGCUCAGUGAAACAUGGUCUUCUCGGCACCGCUUGUGCCAACACACAGCGGCUGUUCAUUAUGAGCGAGGAGCCCCGCUGCCACUGCAUGUCCGCCCGCAGCCCCUGAUGCCAGAGAGGACGAGGGGCAGUGAGAGAACGAUGAGAAGUUAGCUAAAGCCCACACGGAGGGACGCGAGUGGUUCUCUGGACAGGCGGCUGCUGCUUUCCUGCGAAGGAAGGAAGGAAGGAAGGCUCUGAGAUUUUUUUUUCCGCUAAUGACUGGAUGCGGAAGGAGGAUAUGAGACAAGCUGGACAGCUAAUGCUAACUGUAAGCGAUGCUUCACAGUUCACAAUGAAUGUUUUUUCUUACAUUCAGUGGGUUACCAAUGUGCCAAAAAGUCACUCUCCAGAUUACCCAACAGGGAUUAGGCUAGAGUGUGGCAACGUUGGCGCACGGAGGGAGAACACACCGGCACCAGAAUGUGCAAGGACUCUUGACCUCAUCUGAAGUAUACAUAUCCAAGACCCAGAACUAUUGUCCUUGAUGAAACAGUCUUGGUUAACAAGCCAUCCCCAAUGGAAGUGCCAUCGUAGACACAAGACACUGUGGCUUGAAUUGCUGCACAGUUUUUUUGGCUACAGCCUUGAAAGAAGCAUUUCAGCUUUUGGUGGAACCUGAAGGCGGAGAUGGGUUCCCAGGCUCUUCAGAUACUGCGGCAGGGGGUGUGGGCUUCGCUCAGUGGAGGCUGGUAUGUGGACCCCCAUCAGAGCACGUUCUCCAACUGCUUCCACCUCUACCUUUGGAUAUUUCUUCUGACCUUCCCCUUUCUGUUGUUCAUGGCUCUACCCCCAAGCUUGAUAGUAGCAGGCGUCUACUCUGCUGUGGUGGCAGUUUUCUUCACCGCCAUUAAGGUGGUGAAUUACCGGCUCCACACUAUGUUCGACCUUGGGGAGAUUAUAGAGAAGAAGCAGGCCUCACUCACAGCUGAAGCCCCAAGAACAGAAGAGGGAGAUGAAGGUUCAGGUGUCCAUGAUGGGAAUCACCGCAGGGAUAGUCAUGUUGGUGUGGAGAUGACUGUGUUUCGGAAGGUCAACUCAACACCCCCGGUGCGCUGUAGCUCCCAGCAUUCGCUGUUUGGGUUGAACCAAGUGUCGGAGUUCUUGCCCCAGCUGGAGGAUACAGGGGGCACUAAGGAUAUCAAAGAACUAAUGCGGGAACAAGGAAGCAAUAAUGUGAUUGUUACGUCAGCUCACAGGGAUAUCCUACGACAGAGCUCCCAGGACACCAUUCGAGCUCCUUGUGUCAUCCAGUCCUGCAUUACUGCUGGUCUGGGAGGUGAUUUCUCUGGUCUUGUGGGAGUAUCUGGUGUGUCUGCUGUAUUUGGAGAACAUGGAGAUUGCUUGUCUAUCCCCCCUUCACCCUCCAGUCAAGAAGAUGGGGGUGAGAAAGAGCAGUUGCAGGAAGUGGAGGAACAACGGAGUCCAGAGGACAAUGGGUUGGUGGCUUAUUAUCCCCUUGGCCCCUCUGCUGAAUCUGAAAGCCUGGGGGAUACUCCCCUCAGCCCCCUUAUAAAGAGCAGCUUAAGCGAGGAGCUGAGUGAAAACCUCCUGGGUUUGGGCCUUGACCCUGUGGCUUUUGCACCUGGGACUGAGCACCCAGGCAGCCGCAGCGGGGUGGCACUAGCUGCCGGAUCCACGGACAGCUGUUUCAGUGCAGGUGGCACAACCACAGACCGUGAAACGCUGAGCACUGUUAGUAGUUACCGCAGUGAAAAAACUGAUUCUACUCAGCUGGAAAGCCCUUCGUUCAGCCAGUCACGACCUGCAGACGGACAGCUGUCUGCCUCAGCAAAAGCAAUAGGCUCCUACAUCCCUGGGCCUAGGGAAGAUCCAGCAGGACAGGGUGGCAGUGACACAGACAACCUGUCAGACAGUGUGCUACUGCGUUCACCUUCCAAAGAGUUUUCCCUUAGCCAGGGGCUAGACAGGACACUUGUUGAAGGAGAGGAUUUGACCCCUGCACCCUCUGAUAUUGCACAGCCCCCUCCUCUCCAGAACUCUUCCCCUUCAAGUAGUGGCCAAUCAGAGGUUUGCGAUUUAGACAGAAAUUUCCCAGUUCCUCCUUUACCCCCACCUCGGCAGGCCAAUUCAGUGCCCUCAGGGCUGGCCCUGGGUCUAGUGUGCUCUGAGCCUGCUUUGCCCAUAUCCUCUACCCCUUUCUUGCUGUCUGACCAGCCUGCUCUGCAAGCCCAGCAGGUUGUGCGCCCGAAAGACUUAAAGCUGCUGCGGGCCAGCGGCAGUAGUGUAGGGCACAGGCCGGGCCGAAGGAAAGCUCCACGAAGGCGAGCUGGAGCAGGAAGCAGUAGUUUUGACUGUGGCUCUUACAGGCGUCAUCACAAUCAUAGACAACACAGAGAUUACAUCCCUGUGCGCAGCCGACUGGGCGCCAAGGCGUACAGUGAAAGUCUGUUUGAAGAUUCCAGCGAUGAGGAUGAUGGCAGUGACAUGAGCGCUGGUUCUAGUCUGGGCUCCCAGCGUCGAUAUAGCUCAGACGACGAUGAGGACGACGAUGAUUCAAGUUCCUCUACCUCCUGCUACUCCCCAGACCUCGCUAACACUGGCAUGACAUCCCCACUCUCCCCUACUGCUCAACUGCCCACUCCAAGGGAAGGGGAUUUACCUGAAACUGCUGGCCCCUCUCAUUCUCGUGCCGCUCAACGCUCUUCUAGCACGGCUAGUGCUAAAACUCACGCAAGAGUGCUAAGUAUGGACGGUGCCGGUGGUGGCCAGAGCAACACGGCAGCUCAGCCCUCUACUCUGAUUACGAUGCCCUCCACCUCCACCCCUGCACCCCGGACUCUAACCAUCUCCAAGUCUGAUCUGGAAGCCCGCACUAUUCAUACCGAUGGCUUCCCUGGAACUCUUCACCAUCGACUUGAUUCUCUGGGCGGCUCUUGGACUGGCAACCAGAUGGGAUGGAGGGUAGGAGAGCUGCUUGAAGAGGGAGCUGUGGGAGGAGCCAUGGUUCCAGAGGACGGGAACAAACACGACUCGGUCAGCAGUGUAAAGAGGACCCAGGCCAUCCGCAGGAGACACAAUGCUGGGAGCAACCCUACACCGCCCCCGUCCACUAUGGGAUCCCCUCCCAGUCUGCAAGACCUCCAGCGGGUUCGUACCUCCUCUCAUUCGCGGACUCGCACACUCCCCUCAGCCUUACAGUUUGCCUCCUCGCUCCUACUGCCUCGCGGUGGCAUCCAUGAGGCCUCCACCUUCGACGACACAACAGAGGGAGCAGUGCACUAUUUCUUUGACGAGAGUGGGGUGAAGAGGUCCUACACGUUUGGCACUGGUGGAGGUGGUUAUGAAGACCCAGUUCAGGAAAGGGAAAGGGAAAGAGAGCGAGAGAGAGAAAGAGAACGGGAAAGGCAGUCCCAGUCAUCAAGCUUCACCUCCACUGAGGUCCAGGAAGGAGCACCGGUUCUGUCCAUGCUGCAGCCCAGACCAGUGGUUCUACAGGGCAUGCAGGUGCGCAGGGUGCCUCUGGAAAUGCCUGAGUUUGAUCUGGAUCACGAGUCUCUACAGGAGUCCCAGGAAAACACUCUGAUGAUUGAGGAGAAAGCCAAACCCAAACAGUACUAUCGCUUUUGGGUGCUCCCUGGGAAGUGGCUGAGGGUUCGAUAUGAUCGAUUGGCUCUCCUUGCCUUAUUGGACAGGAACCGUCGUGUGGGUGAGAACGUGUUUGCUGUGGUGCUGGCCAGUCUGGUGGCCUUCCUGGGGUUCAUACUGCUGCUUCACGGCUAUUUCAGGGACAUCUGGGUCUUCCAGUUCUGCCUGGUCAUUGCAAGCUGCCAGUACUCCUUACUGAAGAGCGUACAACCAGAUGCAGCUUCUCCCAUGCACGGCCAUAACUGGAUCAUUGUGUACAGUCGGCCGGUUUACUUCUGCCUAUGCUGUGUGAUGAUCUGGAUCUUUGACCUAUCUGGGCGCUCUGGAAGUCUUCAACCCUUCUCCCUCUACGGCAUCACCUUCUUCUCUGGACACUUCCUGCUCUGUGUCAGGGACAUGCUAAUUGUCUUUGCCUUGUGUUUCCCGGUCAUUUUCCUCUUUGGGUUGCUACCUCAGGUCAAUACUUUUGUGAUGUGUCUGCUGGAGCAGAUAGACAUGCACAUUUUUGGUGGAACUGCCACUACCAGCCCCCUCUCAUCUCUCUUCAGCCUCAUACGCAGCAUGUUGGUGGCUGCUCUGCUGUAUGGAUUUUGCCUCGGUGCUAUCAAUGCACCGUGGGGGGACGCCCAUGUGCCAGUACUGUUCUCUGUGUUUUGUGGCCUACUCCUGGCCUUAUCCUACCACCUCAGCCGCCAAAGCAGUGAUCCCACCAUUGUGUGGUCACUGGUCCGAUCUAAAUUAUUCCCUGAGCUGGAGAACCGAACACCAGAAGACCCCCCUGUGGAGAUCAAGGACCCUCUCCCUGAGAAGCUGCGUAAUUCUGUGAACGAGAUUCUUCACUCUGACCUCGUCAUGUGUCCCCUCAUGGCUGUGAUUACCUUUGCCAUCAGUGCCAGCACAGUUUUCAUCGCUUUACAACCUGCUCUUAGCUUUGUCUUGUACAUCCUGGCUGGAGUUAUAGGCUUCAUUACACACUAUCUCCUGCCGCAGCUCCGCAAACAGCUGCCAUGGUUCUGCCUGGCUCACCCCGUGCUCCGCUCCAGAGAGUACAGUCAGUUUGAGGUUCGAGAUGCUGCUCAGCUAAUGUGGUUUGAGAAGCUUUAUGCUUGGCUGCAGUGUGUGGAGAAGUAUUUCAUCUACCCGGCCGUGGUGCUCAACUCCCUGACGACUGAAGCUCGAACUGUGGGUCAGAACCACAAGGAGCUGGACAUCUACAGCCGAGCUCUCUUCAUCUCAGUAGCAGGCAUGAAGCUGCUGCGUUCGUCCUUCUGUGCACCGUCGCAGCAGUACGUCACGCUGUGCUUCACCACGCUCUUCUUCCAAUUUGACUAUCCACACUUCUCAGAGACCUUCCUGAUCGACUAUUACUUCAUGUCCAUCCUCUUCAGCAAGAUGUGGGACCUGCUCUACAAACUUCGAUUUGUGUUGACUUACAUCGCCCCCUGGCAGAUCACGUGGGGGUCGGCGUUCCACGCAUUUGCCCAACCCUUUGCUGUGCCCCACUCUGCUGUGCUCUUCGUCCAGGCCGUUUUCUCUGCUGUAUUUUCCACCCCUCUCAAUCCCGUCCUAGGCAGCGCUGUAUUUGUCACCUCGUACACCAGACCUGUGAAAUUCUGGGAGCGCGACUACAACACCAAGCGGGUCGAUCACUCAAACACCAGACUUGCCACUCAAUUAGACCGCAACCCAGGUGCGGACGACAACAAUCUGAAUUCGAUUUUCUACGAGCACCUGACACGCUCGCUGCAACACAGUCUGUGCGGAGAUCUGCUACUCGGCCGCUGGGGUAACUACAGCACGGGCGACUGCUUCAUCCUCGCAUCGGACUACCUCAACGCCCUGGUGCACAUCAUCGAGAUCGGCAAUGGCCUUGUCACCUUCCAGCUGAGGGGUCUCGAGUUCAGAGGUACCUACUGUCAGCAGAGGGAGGUAGAGGCCAUCACCGAGGGAGUGGAGGAGGACGAGGGCUGCUGCUGUUGUGAACCAGGUCACCUGCCUCACAUGUUGUCAUUCAACGCUGCCUUCGGACAGCGCUGGCUGGCGUGGGAAGUGGCCGCCACCAAGUACGUACUAGAGGGCUACAGCAUCAGCGACAACAACGCAGCCUCCAUGUUGCAAGUGUUUGACCUUCGAAAGAUCCUGAUCACAUAUUAUGUCAAAAGUAUCAUCUACUACGUGAGUCGAUCUUCUAAGCUGGAAGAGUGGCUGACCAACGAGACGGUUCAGGAGGCUUUGCUGCCUUGUCUCAGUCCGAACUAUGUGGACAGUGACCCCACCUUCAACCUGAACAUCGAUGAGGACUAUGACCACAGGGCCUCAGGCAUUACCCUCUCCUCAUUCUGCAUGAUUUACCUGGACUGGAUUCAGUAUUGCAACAGCAGGCGUCAAAUGUCGGUUACUUGUGAAAGAGAUUCUCCACUCGUCAACCUUUGCUUUGGCCUGUGUAUCCUGGGAAGAAGAGCUCUGGGCACAGCCUCUCACAGCAUGUCUGCAAGCUUGGAGCCGUUUCUCUAUGGCCUCCACGCACUCUUCAAGGGAGAUUUUCGCAUCACGUCUCCUCGGGAUGAGUGGGUGUUUGCAGAUAUGGACCUGCUGAAUCGAGUCGUGGCACCUGGAGUGCGCAUGUCCCUCAAGCUGCAUCAGGACCACUUUACAUCACCGGAUGAGUAUGAGGAUCCGAUGGUUCUGUAUGACGCCAUCACUGCCAACGAGGAGAAGAUGUUGAUAUCACACGAGGGUGACCCGGUGUGGCGCAGCGCCAUUCUAGCAAACAUGCCUUCACUGCUGGCACUGCGCCACAUCAUGGAUGACGGCAGCGACGAGUACAAGAUCAUCAUGCUUAACAAGAGGUUCCUCAGCUUCAGAGUCAUCAAGGUCAACAGAGAGUGUGUUCGUGGGCUGUGGGCAGGGCAACAGCAAGAGCUGGUUUUCCUACGCAAUCGUAACCCAGAGCGUGGCAGCAUUCAAAACGCCAAGCAGGCGCUGAGGAAUAUGAUUAACUCCUCAUGCGACCAGCCCAUUGGUUACCCCAUCUAUGUGUCCCCCCUCACCACCUCAUACGCUGGGGGCCACAGCCAGCUCCGUUCUGUGUGGGGAGGACCCAUCAGCCCACACAACAUUUACACGUGGCUCAUCAGCAGCUGGGACAGGUUACAGAAAGGUUGUGGUGCAGGCUGCAACAGCGGAGGAAACAUCGAAGACUCUGACUGUGGAGGCGGCUCCACCUCCAUCUCCACCAACCCAGCCAUUCACACCACGCAGAGUACACCUGCCUCCAGCCUUCCUCAGCCACACAUCACCACUAUCCAGCCCUCCAUGGGCACAGACAACCCUGUAGGUCCAACACAGAACUGGCCUCACCACCCCCAGCCUCUUCCACUAGCUCUGCUCAGCCAAUCAGAAGGCAGGAUGGAGGCGGGCCUGCUCACAUCCCUACAGCGUACAUCCUCCAUCCAGGGGCUCUUGGGACAGCAGCUGUCCAGCUCCCAGCUCUCGUUCAGCAGCUCCAUGAUGCCGACUCCUCUGCAAGGCUCAGAGCGCUUCUGCCCGGCGAGCCUCUUGGAGAACUCGGGGCACAGAGCGGGCCAGCGGGCUGGCCUCGGUCAUGGCAGCGCACUACACUACGAGAGCCACUUUGGCAAGUGGAGUUUUUCAGGCAGAAAGGGCUUCAAUGGACCAGCUGCAGUGGAGGGAGAAGGAGGAACAGUACAGACCAUACGCACACAGCCUACUCCUCCUGCUCCCCUACAAGAGCUCAGUUCAAUACAAGAUCCUCUGGGCGCCACUCAGACUUUGGACCCCACCCUGCAGAGUGCCAGCGACCCCCCCACCCCCCGGGAGGAAUCCACAGAGCUGCCUUUACUUGAGCAUCUGCGAUGAGACCCUGACAGACAUUUUUUGCAGUGAAAGCACACGGCGGUUGAACCUGGUCCAGCGCCGCCCAGACUGGACUCAUUCCAGCCUUCUGCACUCAUUCCAUCAACUCCUUGUUUAAGUGACUAAAAUCCUGUAAUGUAAUGGCCCUCUACAGUACUGUAUUGGUCUGGCUCUAUACACAUCACCCCUAUCCUCUGCAGCCAAAGGAGUCAAACGUUUAAUAGAGUGCUGAGCUGACGCUCGUCGGAUAAUGAAAUGAUUUCAGCCAAAGUCAGCGUUCAUCGAGACUCACAAGUUCCAAUGAUGAACUCACUUUUAACUUUUGGUUUUCCAAAUAAAGGCACUCCGUGUCUCUAUGGACAACCUUUGGGUUGGAAGUGGCAGGCCAGAAAGACCAGUGCAAUUAAAAGGGAUUUUUUUGCUUGAGGAUUGUUUAUUUUUUAUACUGGACAACAGAGGAUCAACUCUGACUUUCUCUCACUUGACAUUUGAACCAGCAGGGUUAUUUUAUUCUUCCUUUUUUGCAUAACCAAUCAAAUCAAAAAAGGACCAGUAUGUCGCUGUGUGUGCAGGUGAAGAGAUAAUAAUAUUUAUUAAUACAUAUUGAACAGUUUCAACAGGCUCCACUUAUUCCCCCGUGCACAUCAUACAUGCAACAUUCAACAAGGAAAGGAAGGGGGGAAAAAGCUUCCCACCCAAAUGUUAUCUCUGUCCUCUGGCCUGUUUCCUACAGAGGUGCCUGACAACAUCAACGCUCAGAAGCUCUGUCACCGAGCAGGUUUCAGGUGGGAUCAAAAUUUUAAAAAAAAAACUCCCUUCCAUCCCAGCCAGCACGUGUUACUUUCACCUCAUUUUAGAAUGUGCGAGUCCUGAAUCUGAUGAGCGACACAAAGAUGUGGGACAAUGUCGGACAGAGCUGGCGCCGCUGGAUCAGGAAGGAUUGGAGGAUGACUGUGUUGAUCACAAACCGACAAACUUGUAGUGUGAGAAACAUAAAGCCUUUUUUUGUUUUCGUGAGUGGAAUGUCCUUUUUAUUGUUUUUACUUGAAGAACCACGAGUUCCUCUGUGUUUAAGGGGCACUGAGUUUGUUUUCUUGAUUUAAAAAAAAAAAAAAACUCCUCGAUCAGAUUCAGUCAGCUUAUGACUUUCUCAACCGCAGGGAUCCAGGCCUCUCUGUGUGGGGAGCUCUGUUUUCUUUGCCUGCAGAACGGCACCUCCCGUUACUAUACUACUGCUUCUGCAUCUCCUGCUACUACUAAUAUACCCACUACUACUGCUCCUCCCACAGUUAAAUCCAGCGUUUUAGUUGGAAAUAGACAAAAGCUGAAUAAAUACUGAAAAGCAAAGGUGGAAUAUUUAUUGUUUAAUAUUGUCUUACAGAUAUCUUUAACGGGGUUUGUCUAUAUGGUGUGCUGAUUAUAUCGAGUUGGAACUCUGCCUUCUGUCGACUGUAUACCCCUCCCCUCCCUCAAUUUGUUUGGUGUCAUCACAUUUGUAUCAUCUCAACGAUAGCUGAGUCUUUUUUUUAUUUUUACACCUGUAGUAGAACUGGAAGUAUCCCUGAGAAGUCACUUUAGGUUGGUUUCUUUCCCACUCGUGCACUCUGUGAAAAGCAAAGGAAAACCCUGAUGGUUGAAGUACAUCAUGCAACAGAAGGAAGAAGCCGGCAGUUCAAUCCAUUUGACCCUAAACAUUUCCCCAGCUCCUGAGGCUUUGUGCCCAGUUGUCUGCGGCAAGAUUCGGAAACAACCUGAUGCCAUAGGGUUAAUCUGCGUAUCAGAAAUCGACCUGUGUUCUUGUUUUCUCACCAACACUCAGAGGCAGUGUUCCUCAGUAGGAAACCUGACAGCAGGCCAGCAUUCUCAGGGUCUGUAACGGGAAAGAAAUCAACUUUUUUUGCGGGAAGACUUUUUGUCCAAAGGCAGAGAACUGAAAGGGGGAUUUAAAAAAAAAGUGUGACACAUGCAUUGAAUACUGGGUCAUGCUAAUGUUAACAAAAGAUGCCACUUUUACAGUGUUUUAUUCUCUCUGGGUUAAAGUACGUUCUACACACUGCAUGCUGUUCAGUUACUCUGUCCUUCUUUCCACCUUCUCUGCUUAGAUUUGAACAAGGGACACAAAGCUUCUUUCUUUUCACCCCCUUUUUUCAAAAAUAUUUCCGCAGCCCUGACAUUUCUUUCUGUCUCGGCUGCGAAGAAGUUAAAACGGGUGAAAGGUGAAUCACCUUCCCUCUUGAAACAAAACCGAUAGUAACUUCCUCGACUCAGGGAAAAACAGACUGUGAUCAGUGCUGUUUUCUGUUUUUCUCUUCUCCUCAUCCAUCGUGUAACCAAGGGAGUUAAGGUUGUUUUAAAUAUUAUGAUUUUUACUUUGCUGGCAGCGAGGAAAGCACAAGUUAACGGACAGACCUGGGUCUUAAUAAAAAAGGGAUUUCUUAUCUCUGAAAUUCUGUACAGCAUGUUUCGUAUAUAAAUCUAUAUUUAAAAUAUAAAUCUAUUUUAUUAUUAUUGGAUUUUGGGUUCUUUUAAAUUGAAGACACUAUGUUGAGGUUCAGGGGAGGGACUCCUGUGUUUACCCAUCAGAGGGCAGAGCUGAGCAGUGGAGAGAAACGUCACAUCAAAAUGUGCAGUUUGGGAAGAAUCAAUUCAAACUUCUUUUGCACAAAAAGUAUCAUACACCAUCCCACUCCGAUAUUGUUUUUUGUUAUUUUAGCAAUAUUUUUUGGAGGGGGGUCUUUUAUUUAAGAACUUUAAGUCAAUGUUAAAUGUUCUGUACAGUUUUUUUUAUGUGACUUCUUUUCUUUUUUUUCAUUUUUUUUUCUCCUAUUUAAAUUAAAGGUUUUUGUGUCUGUUUGCAAA